AUGCCUUUCAGCAACAGAAAAUCUUCUGCAGGCGCCACUACAGAAUAUCCGAAUCCAGCAUGUUUGGUUUGAGAGGAAAUGCAGCCACUCUUCAUGGUUUUCUUCGUUUACAGGACGAUGACCCGAACUGCGACCUCACCCGAUACCUCGUCGUUCUAGUCCUCUUUCUCAUUGUCAUCGCCAUGAUCAUGUGCAUGUGCCGGUCAUUCAUGCGGCUCGUAAAUGGCAGAAGGUGAGAGCUGCUUUUUCUGAUGUGCCAGAGAAUUGCAAGCCUUGAGUGCAGAGAUACUAAAAUAUCGUAGUGAGCAUAGAACAGCUCCAUGAACAAAAGGUUGAUUUGUAAUAAACACAGAAAAUAAGAGAUAGUCGAAAAAGCAACUCACAAUGGUGAUUUUUUAUUCAAUCCAGCAGCUGACAUAACCAUCUCCAUUCAGUCCCUUUUCCAUGUUAUUAUUGCCGCCUGUUUGCCCCCCCCCCCCUUUGCUCCAUUUUCGCAUUCCCGUCGUACACCGUAGUAUGAAAUAGUACAAAAAACAAAUUUCCCUCCUUUCGCACAGACGGCGCGGUUCCGUUUUCUAUUUGCCCCGUGCUCACUUUAGUGUCAUUUUGGGAGGUGCAAUCAAAACAAAACAGGCAACCGGGGUGCUUAUCAAAAAAUACGAAUCGAUAACACAUGCCCCACUCGCACCGAUCAUUCCGUACUUGCUGAAAGAGAGAAUGUGCUUCUUCUUGCUCUGUUUUCUCGACCUGUUCAGGUAAAUCAAUGAUCCGGCUGCUAUUUCGGGUUAUCAAAAGUUGUUAUCAAAGAAAACGGAGUGAUUAUUAUUAAAUAAUUUAGAUUCUCGUGAUUUCAGAAACAGGAACCCCACGCAAACCGACACCGAUGUCAUCUAUCCGAGAGAUGGUGAGUGAAGAUAGGGGAAAGGGAAAAGUGGGGAUGAAAACGAAUGAAACAUCUAGUGAUCGUCGGGAUCUUCGAGGACACUAUCACUUCAGAUCUGCGUGAGCAUUCACAUGUUGUGCUUGUCCCUUUUUUAUUUUGUGACAGGUUUCAGUUCGUCAAUAUCUGUUUUCAGACCACAACAGUCGGAGCCAUCAAAACUUUGGAUUCAUGGAUCCCCCUCCGAGAUACGAGCAGAUCUUCAAGAGAGGGGGAGGUGCUCCGGCGGUCAUCACAACUCGAGAGGCGCCCAGUGUGACCAGGUCAUCCGGAGAUGCAGGACUCCCGCCGAGUUAUGAGCAAGCUGCCAUUGCCAUGUAAGUGAUCAGAUCCGCAAUUCUCAAUUGAACAAAAGCAUAAUGCUCCGCAAUGUUGCAUCAGCAUCUCUCUGUCAAAAUAACUCUCUUUUCAAUCUGAUAACAAUUCCAAUUGCAGGCGAUCACAAGCUGCUUCCCUUUCGCAAAACACCUUCCGAGAGGCUCCUCUGACCGCCGUCGACAUGGAGCAGUGAGUUUAAUGGAAAGGGAGAGGGUCGUUAACACUGGAAACAUCCACCGCACUAAAUGUUAGUUUGAGACUGAAACUGAUCAUUUGUAGUCCUGCAAUGCCAUCGCCUGCGUCCACCAUUCUCGACAUGGAAUCGGAAAUCGCGAACAUUCAGAAUCAUGCUCAUGCUUGUGUGCACAGAUAUGAUUCCAAUCACGCCGCUGGUCAGUUUCUCAUCUUCGACAAAUCUUUCCACCGGGUAAUCUUCCAGAAGUUGCUCGCACAGCUGCAUCUGUGGUUCCCCCUCAGUCCUCUUGUUCCGAACUUCCAGAAUUCCAGGCUCCGGAAGGUAUAGGUACUUCUUCUCUGUUCCUACCCAUCUUUCUCUUUUUCAGGAGGACCGCCCGGAUACGACGCGAUCAGCCUUGUCAACGAGAACGCCGUCUGCUCAGCCCGUUGA
This is a messenger RNA of Caenorhabditis sp. 36 PRJEB53466, 1886 nucleotides long. The record is from the annotation of a GenBank genome assembly. Lineage: Eukaryota; Metazoa; Nematoda; Chromadorea; Rhabditida; Rhabditidae.